AUGCGAAGUGUUUCCCUACACACAAAGCGCUUUAUUCUUUAUUGUUAUUUUCUCAUAUUACUUUCAGGAAUGAUGGGAGGUGGUGGUGGAGUUGUCCCACCAGUUCUGCUUGAUGAAGCUCGUGUGCCACGAUUUUAUCGCGAUGCUAUAGCCGCCUGUGGCGCCACACAACAACAUAUGCUUCCGCAUACUGCGUUAGUGUACAAUUUGAUGGUCACGUCGGGUUUACCGAGACCGGUUCUUUCGUACAUAUGGUCAGCGGUGAAUCGAACACUCCCCGGCCAAUUGACCCGUCCGGAAUUCUUCUCCUGUUUGGCACUUAUUGCCUUGGCCCAGAAAGGCGAGUCCUUAGCAGCUUUAUCGACAAUGUCUUCACUUCCCAUACCUUUUCUCCAGUCGGUACAGGUACCACUAGCUCAGCCUCUUGCAGCCCCUAUGGUUAAUGUCGCAAAGCCUGCAGCUGCGCAACCUAAGGAACAGCGACAAAGUUCGUCGUUUAUUCCCACUUCCUUGCUGAUGGGUAGACGAAACAAUGUCAAAAAGAAAGAAGUUGAUUUGAUAGGAGAAGCACUACCACCUCCUGACAAGUCACCGAGCAAAGAGGAAGGAGGGUUGCCAUCUCCGAUCCUUCCACCUCCUAUUCCAGGUUGGUCAUCUUUCGCACUUCGUUCACUUCUUGGACCUAGUGCGAAAUUGGUCUUUUUAGGCCCAUCGAAGUCAGGCCAUCACGGCCAAACUGCUGUUGCAAACUUGGGCACAAACGGUUUUAUUGCAAAGGCAAACUCAACCAUGAAUGAUUUAUGCAGUAUUGAUUGGUCUUCGUUGGCUCAGAGACAAGCUGCCACCGCUUCGCGUGACUUGGGCUCUCCCACAACCGGCUCAUCGAAGAGUGACGAAGAUGGUGAAAGUUUUGUUUUGUUGUUGUGUCUGUUUGCCAGUUUAACUGGUUUCAUAUUAGGCUAUAUUUUUGGUUUACCUUCAGUAUCAACUGCAAGUAAUUUCUCAAUGGCCUGCUCUACAGCAUCGGAAAUCAACGGAUCAAUGGCCUGCUCUACAGCAUCGGAAAUCAACGGCUCUGCUAAAGUAUCCCACGCUAUGAGCGCUGAAUUACUGGAGUGCUGGGAGAAAGUCAUAGCGGCUGCAACGGAAAUCUUCAAGACUGCUGACAGACUACUUUGCUCGGCAAAUGAUGACUCAUGCCUAAAUCAUCUGUAUUUUGUGGUGUGUCGGGUGGAACGCUCGGCAAAGUCUGAAUUACCAAAAGGUUGCCGAGAAGAAAUUGAUUACUGUACAAGGAUUUGGAAACGGUUGGCUAAUUUCCUGGAAGAUCCAGAAGAAGAGGACAGAACUGAUACCGCGGAGAAGCCUUGUGCUAUUUGUUGCCAGCCGGUGUCUCGUGCGGUUUACUUUGGAGGUCAAACAUAUCACUCCGAAUGCGCCAAUCUGUGGGUGAAUGACGUGAACUCCUUACUUCCAAAUAUGCAUUUGGUAUCAUGA
Molecule: messenger RNA, 1497 nt
Organism: Cooperia oncophora
Lineage: Eukaryota; Metazoa; Nematoda; Chromadorea; Rhabditida; Trichostrongylidae
Source: the annotation of a GenBank genome assembly